Molecule: messenger RNA, 2222 nt
Organism: Thermothielavioides terrestris NRRL 8126
Lineage: Eukaryota; Fungi; Ascomycota; Sordariomycetes; Sordariales; Chaetomiaceae
Exons: 2
Coding region: 52-2124 (690 amino acids)
Biological process (GO): regulation of translation
Cellular component (GO): nucleolus
Molecular function (GO): mRNA binding
Source: RefSeq, a predicted model, not a curated record
UCGCAUCUUGCAUCAAUGCACACGCGCGAUCGCGCAGGCAAACCCCAAAAGAUGGCACACAAAUCAGCAGCACCCCCCGCGUCGGCGAAAAGAAAGGCUUCUUCAAGUGACAAACACGCCGACGGCAACCCCUCCAAAAAGGCGAAGACCGCAACCGGCCCAAAGCACCACAAAGUCGACCACCCCGAUGAGGAUGCUGGUUCAGACGGUGACGGCGCCGGCGCCGGUUUGAGGCAUGCUAAGUCUGCGCCAAAACAAGGACAAGACAAGAAGCCGAAGGAGAAUGGCAGGACUUCCGGGAAGCCGGCCGAACGAGUCUCGGGAUCGCGCGAGGCGCACGCGAAGCAGAAGCAGCUCGCACAGGAGCGGAAGGCCGCAAAGCCGCUGGCGGACGAGGUGCAACGGACCAAGAAGCUAUGGGAGAGGCUGCGCCGCAAAUCCCAUGUCCCCAAGGAGGAGCGCCAGCAGCUCGUCGACGAGUUGUACAGCAUCAUCACUGGGCGCAUCAAGGACUUCGUUCUAAAACACGACGCUGUCCGCGCUGUGCAGACGGCCAUCAAGUACUCGACACCCGCCCAGAGGAAGCAGAUCGCCAAGGAACUUCAAGGGUCGUACGUGCAACUCGCCGAGAGCAGAUACGCCAAGUUCCUCGUCGGGAAGCUGCUUGUCCAGAAUGACAACGAGAUUCGAGACCUUAUCAUUCCGGAGUUCUACGGCAAAGUACGGAAGCUCAUCAACCACCCCGAGGCUUCCUGGAUCCUGGACGACAUUUACCGCGGAGUGGCCACCAAGGAGCAGAAGGCCCACCUGCUGCGAGAGUGGUACGGGCCAGAGUUCGCCUUGUUCAAGCCUGGCAGUGGUGCCGAGAUCACGGCGGAUCUAGCCAAGAUCCUCGCUGAUGAGCCCAGCAAGCGGGGACCUGCGAUGAAGUAUCUUUUCGAUAUGACCAACGGCCUCAUCCAGAAGAAGAUGACGGGCUUUACGAUGCUACACGAUGCCAUGCUGCAAUACUUCCUCAACCUCAAGCCCGAGAGCCAGGAGCUCAAGGAAUUCGUCGAGAUUGUCAAGGGAGAUGAGAACGGCGAUCUGCUGAAGAACAUGGCCUUCACCAAGUCGGGGGCCCGCCUGGUGUGCCUACUCCUGGCCUAUGGAAGCGCGAAAGACCGGAAGCAAAUUCUCAAGACAUUCAAGGACACAUUCCAGCUCAUGUGCGGCGACCCGCACGGCCACAUGGUUCUCUUGGCUGCCUACGACCUCAUCGACGAUACCGUGUUGACGUCCAAGACGAUUUUCCCAGAGAUCCUCGGGAAGAACGAGGAGAAAGAUAUUGAGAACAUCAUCUUCCUGGCCAACGACCUCAAUGCCCGCAUCACAGUCUGCUACCUCUUCGAGGGGCAAUCAAAGUCUCUGUUCCCUGCCAGCCAUGCCUAUGAUUUGGAACUCCUGGCCGAGAUUCACGAGAUCCGCAAGAAGACAAGCAAGAAGGACCCAGAAACCCGGCGCAAGGAGUUGGUGGCGGCCAUGUCCCCGCCAUUGCUCGCAGCAGUCGCGGCGUCGCCCAAGGACCUUGUUGCCACGUCGUUCGGCUGCCAGUUCGUCACUGAUGUCUUGUUGUCGGCAACGGGAGACAAGUCUGCUGCCCUGGAGGCAGUAGCCUCGACUGCUGCCGGCGACCCCUCGCCGGCGCAGUCCGGGGACGCCGACUCAGCUUAUCCCCCUCCGGCACACAUCUCCCUCACACCCCACGGGGGCAAGAUGUUCAAGACUCUUAUUGCCGGCGGACGGUUCGACAAGGCAUCUGGAGCAAUCCGGCGGGUUGACCCACCCCUCAACUUUGCCAACAUCCUCUACCCAGUCAUCAAGGAGCAUAUUGUCAAGUGGGCAACCGGACCGAGUUCCUUCACCGUUUUGGGACUGCUCGAAGCCCCCGACUUUUCGUCCACGGAGGAACUGCUCAAGACCCUCCGCUCUGAGAAAAAAGCGCUCCAGGCGGCGGCAGAUGGGGAAGCGGCCGCUCAGAUCGAGAGCGCAGAUGGCAAGAAAUCGAAAUCGAAAUCGAAGGGCAAGGACAAGCCCGGAGGCAACCAAGGUGCAAGGUUGCUGCUCGAGAAGUUGAACGCCUAGGAAAGGCCUCAGAGAAGGAUUCAUGCUUUGUAGCCUGCAACGUUGCCGUUCGGUGGAGGGGCAGGGGGCGAGUUGGAGCAAGGACCGGGACAAAGAGC